Messenger RNA from Choloepus didactylus (southern two-toed sloth), 6860 nucleotides. RefSeq names its product HEAT repeat containing 1 (gene HEATR1). Lineage: Eukaryota; Metazoa; Chordata; Mammalia; Pilosa; Megalonychidae. The record is from RefSeq and is a predicted model, not a curated record. Gene Ontology annotation, molecular function: snoRNA binding. The coding region runs from base 143 to 6580 and encodes 2145 amino acids. The transcript is spliced from 45 exons. Gene Ontology annotation, cellular component: t-UTP complex; 90S preribosome; small-subunit processome. Gene Ontology annotation, biological process: positive regulation of transcription by RNA polymerase I; maturation of SSU-rRNA from tricistronic rRNA transcript (SSU-rRNA, 5.8S rRNA, LSU-rRNA).
GGUGGGUACCUUGAUGCCAUGUGGGAGCUGCUGUGAAAAGUUGUUAGUUUCCGAGACCUACUUGAAGUCCGAGCUUUGGGAGAGGAGGAGCACAGGGUCGUUUGGCUGUGUUUUUAGAAAUCCGCUUCUCCUGCCGCGGUGAAUGAUGACGUCCUUAGCCCAGCAGCUCCAACGUCUCGCCCUCCCUCAAAGUGACCCCAGUCUCUUAUCUAGAGAUGAAGUUGCCUCUUUAUUGUUUGACCCCAAGGAAGCGGCCACCAUCGACAGAGACACCGCCUUUGCCAUUGGAUGCACUGGCCUGGAAGAACUGCUUGGAAUCGAUCCGUCUUUUGAACAGUUUGAAGCAUCAUUGUUCAGCCAGCUGGCAAAAACCUUGGAGCGCAGUGUUCAGACCAAAGCAGUGAACAAACAGUUGGAUGAAAACAUUUCAUUAUUCCUUAUUCACUUGUCUCCUUACUUCCUGCUUAAGCCAGCACAGAAGUGUCUGGAAUGGUUAAUACACAGGUUCCACAUCCAUCUUUAUAAUCAAGAUAGCCUCAUUGCUUGUGUUCUGCCAUACCAUGAGACAAGGAUAUUUGUACGCGUUAUACAGCUUCUAAAAAUUAAUAAUCCAAAGCAUAAAUGGUUCUGGUUAUUGCCAGUUAAGAAAUCUGGAGUGCCAUUAGCUAAAGGAACUUUGAUUACCCACUGCUAUAAAGAUCUUGGAUUCAUGGAUUUCAUUUGUAGUCUGGUGACAAAAUCUGUGAAGGUUUUUGCUGAGUAUCCUGGGAGCUCAGCUCAGUUGAGAGUGCUAUUGACUUUUUAUGCUUCUACCAUAGUGUCUGCUCUAGUGACUGCUGAGGACAUAUCAGACAAUAUAGUUGCCAAGCUAUUUCCAUAUAUCCAAAAGGGAUUAAAAUCAUCUUUACCAGAUUACAGAGCUGCAACCUACAUGAUUAUAUGUCAGCUUUCUGUGAAAGUAGUGAUGGAAGAUACGGUUGUUAAUUCAUUGGCAUCACAGGUCAUCAAAACAUUGGCCAAAAUUCCCUCUUUGAUCAAGGAUGGAUUAGGUUGCUUGAUAGUGCUCCUGCAGAGACAGAAGCCAGAGAGCCUUGGGAAAAAGCCAUUUCCUCACUUAUGUAAUGUUCCUGAUCUUAUUACAAUACUUCAUGGAAUUUCUGAAAUAUAUGACAUCAGUCCUCUUUUGCGUUACAUGCUUCCCCAUCUGGUUGUCUCCGUCAUUAAUCAUGUCACAGGAGAAGAAACGGAAGGAAUGGAUGGUGGUGAAAUCUACAGGAGACAUUUAGAAGGUAUAAUUACAAAUAUAUCACUGAAGAACAACUUAGACCAUUUGUUGGCUAGCAUUCUUUUUGAAGAAUAUAUUUCAUACAGCUCACAGGAAGAAAUUGAUCCCAAUAAAGUAUCUUUGCUUAAUGAACAGUUUCUUCCACUUAUCAGGCUUUUAGAAAGCAAAUACCCCCGAACAUUAGAUGUUGUAUUAGAGGAACGCCUAAAGGAAAUUACAGAUCUAAAAAAACAAGAGAUUUUUCAUCAAUUUAUUUCUCUUUCUACAAGUGGAGGAAAAUAUCAGUUUUUAGCUGAUUCUGAUACCUCCUUGAUGCUCAGUCUGAAUCAUCCACUUGGUCCUGUGAGACUACUGGCUGUUAAUCAUCUGAAAAAUAUCAUGAAAACAUCAAAGGAAAGUAUUGAUGAGUCUUUCAUAAAAGAAGCUAUUUUAGCCCGACUAGGUGAUGAUAAUAUAGAUGUUGUUCUGUCGGCUAUAAGUGCUUUUGAGAUUUUCAAGCAACAUUUUAGUUCUGAAGUGACUGUUUCAAAUCUCCUCAAUCUCUUUCGAAGAGCAGAACUUUCCAAGAAUAAGAAAUGGUACAAGGUGCUUGAGAUAGCAACAGACUUACUAAUUAAAGAAGAAAUAAUGAAUGAAAAUGAUCAGUUGUCAAAUCAGGUGGUGAUACAAUUGCUGCCAUUUAUGGUCAUCAGCAGUGAUGAUAGGGAAUCUGCUGAGAUGAAAAUUGCUGUAUACUUAUCAAAAUCAGGAAUUUGUUCUCUACAUCCUUUGUUAAGAGGCUGGAAAGAAGCUCUUGCAAAUGUGAUUAAAAGCACAAAGUCAGGAAAAGUAAUUGGUAUAGCAAACCAGAAGAUGAUUCAGUUGUUGGCUGACAAUAUAAAUUCAGGGGAUCCUUCUUCAAUGUUAAAAAUGGUGGAGGAUUUAAUAAGUGUUGGCGAAAAGGAGUCUCUUACCCUGAAGCAGAAAGUUACUUUUCAUGUGAUCGUAUCUGUGCUUGUCUCUUGCUGUUCAUCUUUGAAAGAAACUCACUUUCCAUUUGCGAUGAGAGUCUUCAGUUUGUUGCAGAAUAAAAUUAAAAAGCUUGAAAGUGUCAUUACUACAGUGGAAAUCCCUGCAGAAUGGCAUUUUGAACUAAUGUCAGACAGAGGGAUACCAGUGGAAUUAUGGGCACAUUACAUAGAACAGCUUAACACUGCCCGUAUGAUUGCUGUAGAGGACUCGGUUUUACUUGUACUUUCGUUGAAAAAUUUUAUUCAUGUAUUGAAGGCUCCUAAAUCUUUUCCUAAGGGUGAUAUUUGGUGGAAUCCUGAACAACUGAAAGAAGACAGCAGAGACUAUCUGUGCUUGCUCAUUGGGCUCUUUGAGAUUUUACUCAGUGGUGCUGAUGCCAUUCAUUUCCGGGUUCUAAUGAAACUUUUCAUAAAGGUACAUCUAGAAGAUAUUUUUCAGUUAUUCAGAUUCUUUUCUGUUUUAUGGACCUAUGGUUCUAGCCUUUCAAAUCCACUCAACUGCAAUGUGAAAACAAUGCUGCAGACACAAGCUCUUUAUAUUGGUUGUGCGAUGCUCUCUUCUCAGAAUGCACAGAUUAAAAAACAACUGGCAUCCAUAUCUUCUCCAGUGGUGACAUCUCUACUCGUUAAUCUGAGAAGCCCCAUAAAAGAAGUACGUAGGUCUGCCAUUCAGUGUCUCCAGGCCCUCAGCAGAGUGGAGUCCCAGUUUCAUCUGGUAAUAGAUCAUUUGGUUCCUAAAGCAGAGGAGAUCACCUCAGAUGCCGCCUAUGUUGUUCAGGAUUUGGCUGCUUUAUUUGAGGAACUACAUAGAGAGAAGAAACUGAAAUCUCAUCAGAAGUUGUCUGAAACCUUGAAGCACCUACUUUAUUGUGUAUAUAGUUGCCCAUCUUAUGUUGCAAAAGAUUUGAUGAAAGUACUUCAAGAAGUCAAUAGUGAGAUGGUGCUUUCUCAGCUAUUGCCUAUUAUGGAACAACUACUCGAAAAGAUCCAGAAGGAGCCCACUGCUGUCCUGAAAGAUGAGGCCAUUGGUUUGCACCUUGCUCUGGGAAAAUAUAACGAAUAUUCAGUUUCCCUUUUACAUAAGGACCCAAAGAGUCUGGAUAUAUUUAUAAAAGCCAUGCAUACAACAAAGGAAAUUUACACAGGAAUGCCACCCAUUCAAAUCACAGCCCUUGAAAAGAUUACAAAGCCAUUUUUUGCAGCUAUAUCAGAUGAAAAAGUUCAGCAGAAGCUUUUGGGAAUGUUGUUUGAUUUGUUGAUAAACUGUAAAAAUUCACAGUGUGCUCAGACUGCUAGCAGUGUUUUUAAAGGGAUUUCUGUUAAUGCUGAACAAGUCAGAAUAGAACUGGAGCCACCAGAUAAAGCUAAAUCCUUGGGUACAAUUCAGCAAACAAGAAGGCAAAAAAUGCAACAGAAAAAAUCACAAGAUCUAGAAGCUGUUCAGGAAGUUGGAGGUUCUUACUGGCAAAGAGUAACCCUCAUCCUAGAAUUACUGCAGCACAAAAAGAAACUCAAAAGUCCUCAGAUAUUGAUACCAACUCUUUUUAACCUGCUUUCAAGGUGUUUGGAACCUUUGUCAUCGGAGCAGGGAAAUAUGGAAUACACCAAACAGUUAAUUCUGAGUUGUCUGCUCAAUAUCUGCCAAAAACUCUCUCCAGAUGGAGGUAAAAUACCAAAAGAUGUUCUAGAUGAGGAAAAGUUCAAUGUGGAAUUGAUAGUUCAGUGCAUCCGUGUUUCAGAGAUGCCUCAAACCCAUCACCAUGCUCUUUUACUUUUGGGUACAGUUGCUGGAAUAUUUCCUGAUAAAGUUCUACACAAUAUCAUGUCUAUUUUUACAUUUAUGGGAGCCAAUGUCAUGCGCCUAGAUGAUACUUACAGUUUUCAAGUUAUUAACAAGACAGUGAAAAUGGUUAUUCCAGCACUUAUUCAGUCUGAUGGUGGAAACUCUGCAGAAGUCACAAGAAACAUUGAAGAAAUUGUGGUAAAAAUCAUUAAUGUAUUUGUGGAUGCACUACCACAUGUUCCAGAACACAGGCGCCUGCCUAUUCUUGUUCAACUUAUUGUUACUCUAGGUGCAGAAAAAUUUCUCUGGGUUCUCCUCAUAUUGCUUUUUGAACAGUACGUCACUAAAACAGUGCUGGUGGCUGCCUGUGGAGAAAAGGAUGCUAUUUUAGAGGCAGACACUGAAUUUUGGAUAUUAGUCAGUUGUGAAUUUAGUAUUGAACAUCAGAUUCAAAGCUUGAUGAAUAUUCUCCAGUACUUAACAAAGCUGCCAGAGGAAAAAGAAGAAACCACUCCCAAAGCAGGAUCUAAUAAGAAUGAGUCAGAAGAAGAAAUGCUACAGAUAUUUAAUAUAGACACUCAUUCUAGCAAGCAAUUGCGGCAUUUUAAAUUUUUGUCAGUGUCUUUCAUGUCUCAGCUCCUGGCCUCCAAUAAUUUUAUCAGGAAGGUAGUUGAAAGCGGUGGUCCUCAAGUUUUAAAAGGCCUUGAACAGAGAUUACUAGAAACAGUUCUUGGCUAUAUUAAUGCUGUAGCACAGUCGGUGGAGAAAAACACAGAUAAACCAACUGUGAAGUUUUGGCGUGCACUCCUUAGUAAGGCUUAUGACAUGUUAGAUAAGGUCAACGCCUUGUUGCCUACAGAAACAUUCAUUCCUGUGAUUAGAGGGCUAGUGGAUAAUCCACUGCCAUCAGUUCGCCGUAAAGCUUUGGAUCUUUUGAAUAACAAGCUACAGCAGAAUACUUCCUGGAAGAAGAAAAUAGUUCAGCAAUUCCUAAAACUGGUUCCAGACCUUGUGGCCAUCGUGCAGCGUAAUAAAAAAGAAGUGGAAGAAGAACAAGCAAUAAACAGACAGACAGCUUUAUAUACCCUAAAGCUUUUAUGUAAGAAUUUUGGUGCAGAAAAUCCAGAGCGUUUUGUCCCUGUGCUGACCACUGCAGUGAAACUGAUUGCUCCAGAAACAAAGGAAGAAAGGAAUGUAUUGGGAAGCGCACUGCUGUGCAUAGCAGAAGUGACCUCCACUCUGGAAGCACUGGCCAUACCUCAGCUUCCCAGCCUGAUGCCAUCAUUGUUAACAACAAUGAAAAACACCAGUGAGUUGGUCUCUAGCGAGGUCUAUUUCCUCAGUGCCUUGGCAGCCCUGCAGAAAGUUGUUGAAACACUCCCACACUUUAUCAGCCCUUACCUAGAAGGUGUGCUGUUACAGGUGAUUCAUUUAGAGAAAAUCACUAGUGAAAUGGGUGCUGCCUCACAGGCCAAUAUCCGCCUCACAUCUCUUAAAAAGACACUGGCUACCACGCUUUCACCCCGGGUCUUACUUCCAGCCAUCAAUAAAACUUACAAGCAAAUUGAGAAGAAGUGGAAGAAUCAUAUGGGUCCAUUUAUGAACAUCCUGCAAGAGCAUAUUGGGGUAAUGAAGAAGGAAGAGCUCAUUUCCCAUCAAUCUCAGCUCACUACAUUCUUCCUUGAGGCCCUGGAUUUCAGAGCACAGCACUCCGAGAAUGAUCUGGAGGAAAUUGGAAAAACUGAAAAUUUUAUCAUUGACUGUUUAGUAGCAAUGGUUGUAAAACUUUCUGAAAUCACAUUCAGGCCCCUGUUCUUCAAGCUGUUUGAUUGGGCUAAAACAGAAGAUGCCUCAAAGGACAGGUUGCUGACAUUUUUCAACUUAGCAGAUUGCAUUGCUGAAAAACUGAAAGGGCUUUUUACUCUGUUUGCUGGCCAUUUGGUGAAGCCUUUUGCUGACACCUUGAACCAAGUGAACAUCUCCAAAACAGAUGAAGCAUUUUUUGACUCUGAAAAUGACCCUGAAAAGUGCUGCUUGCUGUUGCAGUUUAUUUUGAACUGUUUAUUUAAAAUCUUCCUUUUUGAUACCCAGCAUUUUGUAAGUAAAGAGAGAGCAGAAGCCUUGAUGAUGCCACUGGUGGAUCAGCUGGAAAACCGGCUUGGAGGAGAAGAGAAGUUCCAGGAAAGGGUGGUGAAGCACCUGGUACCAUGUAUUGCACAGUUUUCCGUGGCCAUGGCAGAUGACUCUCUUUGGAAACCCCUGAACUACCAGAUUUUGCUCAAGACAAGAGACUCCUCACCCAAGGUUCGAUUUGCUGCUUUGAUUACUGUGUUAGCACUGGCUGAGAAACUAAGGGAGAAUUACAUUGUCUUGCUACCAGAGUCCAUUCCUUUCUUAGCAGAACUGAUGGAAGAUGAAUGUGAAGAAGUAGAACAUCAGUGUCAGAAGACUAUUCAGCAACUGGAAGUUAUAUUGGGAGAGCCACUCCAGAGCUACUUCUAAAACCUUGUUUUUUGGUGUUUCAUACUCUGUUCAGAGUUCAUAAUUUUUCAUGUUUUUACUUUUGGAUAUUUGGCGCCAUGUUACUGUUGGUGCCUUAACACCUACAUGGACUUCUUAUAAAUAUUCAGUCACUUCUUUACAAAAUUCCUACUUGGUUUGUGCUACCACAUAAGCCCUUCCUGCAAGUUGUACAGCGUUGCAAAAAGUAAAUGAUACAUGGUGUUUUUAUACAACUUGCUGUGUUUGUUUAAAUAUUUAUUAAAGUCUUUUUUCAUUGAAA